This is a messenger RNA of Blastocystis hominis, 1119 nucleotides long. RefSeq lists its product as hypothetical. Gene Ontology annotation, cellular component: cytosol. The transcript has a single exon. Gene Ontology annotation, molecular function: aldose reductase (NADPH) activity. Lineage: Eukaryota; Bigyra; Opalinata; Blastocystidae. The coding region runs from base 1 to 1119 and encodes 372 amino acids. The record is from RefSeq and is a predicted model, not a curated record.
AUGAAAACGUACAGUGGUCAUAUUAGUUUUAGGCGCAAAAAUCCUAACAUUAAAAUCUUUUCUCAUAUUUAUUUUGAAAUGAACUCUGCUGUGACUUUAAAUUCUGGGUACACAAUGCCCUUGUUAGGAUUGGGGUACGAAUAUUCUCUUUUCUUGAUUAAUAAUAGUACGUAUUGCGCUGUAAACGAAGAAGAAUGUUUCAACGCUGUAAAGACGGCUAUUAAAGCUGGAUAUCGCUCGAUUGAUACCGCUGUUGCUUAUGGAAAUCAAAAGAUUGUUGGAAAAGCGAUCAAGAGCUGCAUCGAUGAAGGAAUUAUCACUCGAAGCGAUAUUUUCGUCACCACUAAGCUCUGGCUGACUGAUUGGAAGCCCGAAGAUGUAGAACGAUCUGUGAAACUGUGCUUGGAAGAGCUCCAGCUGGAAUACAUCGAUCUCUUCUUAAUUCACCAAUCUGUGUUCCUCAAUUUGGCUCCUGAGGAUGAUAAGAAGCGUCGAGAGGGUUAUUUCUUCGAUUAUCAGCUCGUUCCUGCGGAUGAUCCCACUCUCCGCCUUGGCUAUAACCUUGAGAACUUAAAGUUGACUUGGGGAAAGAUGGAGGAGCUCUGUGGCAAGGGAUUGCUUCGUUCAAUUGGGGUUUCGAAUUUCUCCGCUAAGCGUAUUCGUGACCUCGUUUCCGUUUGCAAGAUCAAGCCUGCUGUGAAUCAGAUUGAGCUUCAUCCCUAUCUCCAGCAGUGGGAAACCAAGGCUACAUGCGAGGAGUUCGGCAUCUACUUGAUGGCUUACUAUCCCUUGGGAGGUGCUGUCUCGACGCGAUCAACAAAGGCUGCAUCGCCUAUGGAUGAUCCGGUGAUCAUAAAAAUUGCGAAGGCUCACAACAAAACACCCGCUCAAGUAAUGAUUCGUUGGGCAGUUCAGAGAGGAACGAUUUGCAUUCCUAAGUCUGUUCAUGAGAAUCGCAUUAUUGAGAACGGACAGAUUUAUGACUUCAUCUUGGGGGAUAAGGAGAUGAGUGAAAUUCGCUCACUCGACAAGGGCUAUCGAUUUGCUCGUCGCUCGUUCCUGUUGCCUAGUCCCAUGGAUUGGAAAGAUUUGUGGGAUGGAGAAUAUGUAUCUGAUUAG